AUGCUCGCUUUGAAAGACCAAGUUUGUCGUUACUCUGAGCAGCACAAAUCGGCCUCCACCGCAGAUAUUUUCACUGCAGAUGCGAUCGAAAACGUUCCGAAUUUCCCAAGUGUUUAUUUUCUCGAUAGAGAUGUAUUCGACAACUCGAAAAUUGGGCUACCGUCAAUAGAGAUACGGCUGGCUCCUGUUGUGCUGGAAGCGCUCCAGGAUACCACCGACAUCUCCACUAAAUACUUCUCAUGGGUUCAUCUAUGGAUGCCAAUUAUCUCGAUGGCAAGGUGGAAAAAUGAACUUACUGGUCCUCUCUCCAGGCCGAGGGCGGACGUAAAUAUUCUCGCCCUAUCCAUGAAACUCGUAUUGUGGGCUCCAGGAGAAGACCCACAUUCGAGGAACCCAAGACAUCAUGAGUAUCUCACACUGAAAUCUGUCUUCCUUCGGGCAGAGACAGCUGGUAUGUUCUCAUUGCAGUUGCUGCAGGCUCUCAUUUUGUUGACUAUAUACGAAUAUUCGCAUGCAAUUUAUCCGGCGGCCUACGUAUCUGUGGGAACAUGCGUGAGAUACGGGCUGGCCCUAGGGAUAGACAAACAACGUCAAGUUGAGAUUGACGCAAAGAAUUUGGACCUCGAAGAACAAGAAGAGAAAAGGCGGGUUUGGUGGGCUAUAAUCAUCCUUGAUCGCAUCAUCUCAAGGUCGGCUACGAGUCCGGAACCUAGACCUGACGACCUUCUACCAGUUCACGACAAGGAUUGGGACGAUGGAAAUAUCAACGCUGAUCGUAUCUACCCUGUCUCGGCACCUGCAAGCACAAAUAUGGGAAUGCUCGCUCGCCUAGCACAAUCGGCCUAUCUGCUAGGCCGAGUGUAUCGAUGGCAAUUCCAUCCAACAGGCAAUGCCCAGUUUGAUGGGGAGGAACAGUUUCAGCUGGAUCGUGCGUUGCGAGCUCUGCUUAAUCUCACCUAUCUUGAAGGCGCCACCAGACUGAUGCCAAUCUGUCCACAAACAGCGCUCUGCUUCAGCGCGCUGAUAAUCCUCCAUUCGCAGCCUGGCCGCAUCUCCCCGGUCGUGCCCAACUUUGGGGCAGCUAUGUCGUUACAGACGACGCCAUACCAGCGACAUGCCGCAAUCGCCGAGGUUCUACAAUUCCUUAGGCCCAUUGCCCAAGAGUCAACAAGAAGUACGGCAAUGUUUUUCAGGAAAAAACCAUGGUCCAUCGAGAAGUCCUCCCCUCUUCUCAUACACUGGACCUAUCUUAUCGCUGUAACCUAUCUGAGAAUCAAAAUCUUGCUCCGAGCGAUGUCUGAUCCGAAAUCUGCCGGCACCUAUCACGAUCAAGGUGUUACCGAAUUGGUGGCGCAGGCGGAACAUGGACUGGACACUAUGAAGCAAAAGCUCAGGCUGCUGGGAAAACAGUGGGUGUCCGUGGAUGAGAAUCUGCGCGCACUGGAGGCCAGGGAAGUGGCAAGCAUGUUAUAA
This is a messenger RNA of Exophiala spinifera, 1473 nucleotides long. RefSeq lists its product as uncharacterized. Lineage: Eukaryota; Fungi; Ascomycota; Eurotiomycetes; Chaetothyriales; Herpotrichiellaceae. The record is from RefSeq and is a predicted model, not a curated record. The transcript is spliced from 3 exons. Gene Ontology annotation, cellular component: nucleus. Gene Ontology annotation, biological process: DNA-templated transcription. The coding region runs from base 1 to 1473 and encodes 490 amino acids. Gene Ontology annotation, molecular function: DNA binding; zinc ion binding.